Molecule: messenger RNA, 1437 nt
Organism: Nyctereutes procyonoides (raccoon dog)
Lineage: Eukaryota; Metazoa; Chordata; Mammalia; Carnivora; Canidae
Gene: TEKT2
Product: tektin 2
Exons: 9
Coding region: 145-1437 (430 amino acids)
Biological process (GO): cilium assembly; cilium movement involved in cell motility
Cellular component (GO): nucleus; microtubule cytoskeleton
Source: RefSeq, a predicted model, not a curated record
CACAGGAGCAAGGCCAGGCUGUGCCCCCGGGCCUGCAGGAAGGGGGCGCGCGCAGGUGAGCGUCUCCUGAGGGGCGGCCUGAAGUCCUGUGUUCCCUCUCCAGCCGCCUUGUGUGACCGUGCCCUGACCCUUGACCCCUGCGCCAUGGCCACACCGAGCUUCAAGCCCAGUCAACGGUUCCGGUUGCCAGACUGGCACACCAACAGCCACCUGCUGGCCACCAACGCUGAGCGACAGCGACAGGCUUCGCACCAGAUCCGCCAGGAGGCCCGGGUCCUUCGCAAUGAGACCAGCAACCAGACCAUUUGGGACGAACAUGACAACAGGACUCGGCUGGCAGAGAGGAUCGACAGCGUCAACCGCUGGAAGGAGACACUGGACAAGUGUCUGACGGAUUUGGACGCGGAGAUCGAUGCCCUGACACAGAUGAAAGAAUCCGCAGAGCAAAACCUGCAGGCCAAGAACCUGCCUCUGGAUGUCGCAGUCGAGUGCCUGACCUUGAGGGACAGUCGGCGCGACAUUGAUGUGGUGAAGGAUCCGGUGGAGGAAGAGCUGCACAAAGAGGUGGAGGUCAUUGAUGCCACCAAGAAGGCCCUGCAGCAGAGGAUUAGCCAAGCCUUCGAGAAGCUCUGCCUCCUGCAGGAAGCCCGCCAGCAGCUCAGCGCUGACCACUGGGACAAGGUGGAGACUCUGGACAUCGACCGAGGCUGCCUGUCCCUCAGCCUCACGUCCCCCAACGUCACCCUGAAGGUCGAUCCCACCCGUGUCCCCGACGGCUCCUCCACUCUCCAGCAGUGGGAUGGCUUCAGCCAGUUGAACAGGAGCCGGGCCCAGGCUGAGAUGAAAGCAGCGGUGGAGCUGCGGGAGGCCAUGGCCCUAACUAUCGCCCAGACCAACAAUGAGCUCGAAGCCCAGAGGGUGGCCACAGAAUUUGCCUUCAGGAAGCGGCUGCGGGAGAUGGAGAGAGUGUACGGCGAGCUCAGGUGGCAGGAAAAGAACACCUUGGAGGAGAUCUCCGAGCUGCAGGAGGACAUCCGGCACCUGGAGGACGAUCUGCGCAGGAAGUUCCAGAACCUGAAGCUAUGCCACACCCGGCUAGAGUCCCGGACUCGCCGGCCCAACGUGGAGCUGUGCCGGGACCAGGCUCAGCACGGCCUCACUGACGAGGUUCACCAGUUAGAGGCAACCAUCGCUGCGCUCAAGCACAAGCUGGCGCAGGCCCAGGACGCCCUGGACGCGCUGCAGCGGCACCUGGCCAGGCUGCAGGCCGACCUCGCGUGCAAGGCCAGCUCCAUGCUGCUGGACGCCAAGUGCAUGGACACCCGCCGCAAGCUGGCCGCGCCGGCCGCGACGUUCGCGCCGCAGGUGGACACGUUCGCCCGCACCACGAACCGCACCCUGAGUCCGCUCAGAACCUGCCCGCUGGAGACGGUCUAG